Heterotrigona itama is the source of this 2812-nucleotide messenger RNA. The record is from the annotation of a GenBank genome assembly. NCBI's taxonomy places the organism in Eukaryota, Metazoa, Arthropoda, Insecta, Hymenoptera, Apidae.
CUCGAGUCAAAGCCAUGCGACCGACCGAUCGUUCGGAAUAAUGACACGCCGGUCAUGAACGUCAUCGAGCGCAGCGUCAACAAACGUCCUUUGAUGGUGGUGGCCGAGAUCGAAGCCAGCGACGCGAAGAAGGAUUUCCGGAUAAACGGCGAGGCCAGCAGUGAAUCCGAUUGCAGUACCGAGGUGCGAUCAUGUAAAACAGUGUACAGGAACCGGUGCAAGAAGCUCGUGGUAUCUGAUACCUCGUUGAUCGAUACGGGUGGCAAAGAUGAUCGGGAACCGAUUGCCCGCGAAUGUUUCGCCGACAAGAAGGACGACAAAGGUACAGAUUCCUUUCUUGCAUCAUGCGCGAUACUAACGACAUACUGUCACGAUAGACAUGUCAUUCGUGGAUACGGACGUGGAGUCGCGGAAAGAUGGAACAUCGAUCAAGACGAAGAAAAAGAAGAAACGGAGGUAGAAUUCGCCCGCAGGGAAUCCCUUGUUAUUCCCGUGUUCCUUUCGUUUACUUUCGAUUGUAGAUACUUGACGAUAUGCACGAGCAACUGCAAAUACGACGUGGUGAGACGAGUGGCGGCUCGUUUCGGGAUGAAAGAAGUGACGGAGGACAGCAGCUGGAACCUCUACUGGACAGACCUGAGCGUGAGCGUGGAACGAGCGAAGGACAUGAAGAGGUAUCAGAAGGUGAAUCAUUUCCCAGGGAUGACGGAGAUCUGCAGGAAGGACUUGCUCGCGCGGAACUUGAAUCGCAUGCUGAAACUUUUCCCAAAGGACUACAAUUUCUUCCCGAAGACGUGGUGUUUCCCCGCGGAUAAAACGUUGUCAGCCCCUGUCAGAUUCACGUCGAUCGAAAAAUUCACGUCUAGCCACGGAGAGGCGAUAGCCUACGCCAAGCUGAGGCGCUCGAAAACUUUCAUCAUCAAGCCUGACACGGGCUGUCAAGGGCGUGGCAUUUACUUGACGAAGAACUUGAAGGACGUGAAGCCGACCGAGCGUAUGAUCUGCCAGGUUUACGUGGCCAGGGUAUGCCCAGCAUUUUCAACUUUUCAAACCGUUCGUUUGUACUCUUCUUUUCAUGAAGAAAGAUCAUUCGUGUCUGUAGCCCUUCCUGGUCGACGGCUACAAAUUCGAUCUUCGUAUCUACGCGUUGCUCACCUCCUGCGACCCUCUUCGGAUCUACGUUUACAACGACGGCCUUGCGAGGUAACGCGAGGUCUCGCUACUUCCCUUCGAUCCUUUACGGUCGUAAUCGAACUGGUUCACUUCACUUAUGCCAGAUUACGUUUCAGAUUCGCCACGAGCAGAUACAAGGAGCCAACCGGUCACAAUACGUCCAACGUGUUCAUGCACUUGACGAAUUACGCCGUUAACAAGCACAGCCGGAUGUACGUGAUCGACGAUGAAAUCGGUAGCAAAAGGAAGAUAUCGACGUUGAACAAGUGGUUCAAGAUGAAAGACGUUGACGUGGAUGAACUGUGGCGUAAGAUCGACGAGAUUAUUAUAAAAACCAUUCUGGCGGCGUAUCCUAUCCUGAAGCACAGUUAUCACACGUGUUUUCCAACGCACGACAAGACCUACGCGUGCUUCGAGCUACUGGGCUUCGACGUGCUGCUCGAUUGGAAAUUGAGGCCGUAUCUCUUGGAAGUUAAUCAUUCGCCGAGCUUCCACACGGACGCGCAAAUCGACAAGGACGUGAAGGAAGGCCUGCUGACGAAUACGUUCGAGAUGUUGAACUUGCAACAGUGCGACAAGAAGAAGAUCAUCGAGGAAGAUAGAAAGCGAGUGAGGGACAGAUUGCUUCAGGGGAUAAGCUCGAAGGACGGCGGAACGAACGAGCCGACGAUCGGGACGACGAAACCUGACAAGCAGCCGGAGGAUGAUUACCUGCAGAAGCAAUUUAAAUGGGAGGACGAGCACAUGGGGGAUUUCCGGAGGAUCUAUCCGUGCUGCGACAGUGAAAAGUACCAGCCAUUCUUCAGACAGACUAGCAUCUCUGUGUACCAAGACACGGUAGCAUCGAGAGCUCGGGAAGAAGCGUCGAGGAUGCAAAAAGAGGAAAACGAGAUGAGAACGAAGGAACAAGAGAGCAGGAAGAUCCCGGAAAAUGAUAAAUCCAGCGACACGAAACUGCGUUCAGAGUGUUCGAGCGUGACGCUGAAGCCUGCGACGACGAUGCAGGACAAGUCCGUCGCGAAGAGAAGUCCUCCCUGUUCGAAUACGAAGAAGCAGACGACUUCAACUACCAACACUUCGCACUCUUUCGAGCCGGAGAUCAUUUGCGAGUCCGAGGAGAGGGAGCGUGUCACGGCACUGGCGCAACGAGACUUCUUGAUUAAGAGUUACGGCAUGCUGGAGCAAAUAUACAUGGCGAUGAAGAAGAACGGCACGUUGAGAGCUAUCGACGAGAAGAAGUAUGGACUGUACGGCAGGCUCGGGCACACGGACGACCAUGCGAGCAAAAGUGCGUCUAUUUGUAGGCACAAGUGUCAUCUUCAUCAGCAUGCCGCAGUCGAGUCGUGGACGAAUCAAUCGUCGCAGCUUUGCCUGAAAGCAAGUGAAGUAGAUAACACUCUGUUCGGAAUAUUUCAAGGUAAUUUGCAACAAGGUACCGGUUUAUAUCCGACCAAGGAUACCAGACAAAUUUUGGAUGGACGAUUUAAAUCCGAACGAUCGGAGCUGCCGAGUUACCAAGGCCCACGUGGCUCGUAUCUUAUCGAACAUUGUGCGUCUCCACGCACUUGAAAAGCGUGGGGAGUUUAAAUAGCUAAAAUUCUAACAAACAUGUUGACGACCAAAAAAAAAAAAAAAAAAA